ACGCAGAUGAUUUGUUAAACACUUCCGAAAGACGCUGUUUUUUUCAAGUAAAGCGCACAUUUGCGCAGAAAUCAUCACGUGAAGACAGCAACUCACAGCUGGGAUUUCCCUUCAGAGCUUCACUCUAGGAUUGAGCAAGAAGUGAAGUGCGAGGAGACCGUUGGACUACUGGAUGCCGGUUAUCUGCUUAUUUAGCAGUGCUGUCGAGCAGAAAUGACAUAACUCUUUCCUGGAAAAGAGCGCGGUCAGGAUCACGCCGCUCCGCACCGCAACGCAAUGUUCGUCGAAUCACAAUUACCCUUAACCUUGGCACAAAAAGAGGAAUCGGACGCGGCGCAGAAAGAUGAUUCGUAAGAACGAAGCUCUCUUCCUCUAUUGAAAUGAAACAUCGAUGUGGGACUACACGACGCACUGGACCCUUAUGACUGUUUUCGAGACGAGCACUAAUCUGCUACAUUGCUUCAGAUGAGCCUGAAGCUUCACACGCCUGAUAAUCUGACCGAUGAAUCCGAUGAAUGAAUUAUGCACGGCGGAGCAUGAAUAAUACACCGAGAGGUUUCGGAAACCGGCCGGUGCGCGACCGUGUCCCACAUGACCUAGUUUCAAAGCGACGCUUGCACGCAGGAGAGAUUCAGCCGCAGUGAGAAGCGAAACAGACCUUCUGAACUAAUAAACAGGAACAUUGUUUGCUCACAUGUUUGAAAAUGCAGAAAGUCGUGUGAAGUUCAGGUGACACAGACACGAUAUUGUCGUUACGACCAGACCUGAAAGACUCGAGCAGUGAGCAAAAGCCAUUGAGUUUAUCUCGAAAAUAACUUUAUGAUUUAACGGGACUCUGGAGCCAUUGACCUUUACUCUUGGAUUAUUUCUUUCUGCACAUGGAUUAUAAUGAGCCACUUGAAUAGCCUUUGCCAUCUUAAAUAUGCACAUUGACACUGAAUACGAAUAUUUCAAAGGAAUCUGCUUGAUGCAUCUGAGGAUUUGUUGAAAGAUUAAAUAGUUCCUGGUAAUCUCAAAGCAAUACUUUUUGAUGACUCUUUUGUGAGUUUGCGUGAUAUGAUCCACUUAAUACUCUCAACACUGAUUCUUAACUCAAGUCAUCGCUGUAAAACAAGUGAUAUUCAUCAUUUGAUGUGUGAUCAAUAUUGAGAUUCGUUCAUCAAGGUGGCCCAAAAUAAAAAGUCGAAGCAUGUGGUCUUUGCCUUUGUUACGUCACACAGACGUUCCUCCGCGAGUGACGGAGAACUUCAUACUGUCUGGUUAUCGUUUUCCCAACUACAGCCUCUGGCAGUGCCUAGCAUCUGCUUUUCGUCAGACCAAUGAGACUGGAAACUUCUGGACGCACUUCCUCCCUAUCUUCGUGUUCGUCUUCCACUUUCUGGAGGUGUUCGCGUGGGAAGGAGCCCCCGAACCUGGCGACCCUUUUUUCUACCCCUUCUGGAACUACUUUUUAGGGGUGUUUUACCUGCUGCUAGCCAGUAGCCUGGCUCAUCUCCUCAACUCAAUGUCUCUCAUCAUUCGUGAAAUAUGUUUUUUUGUGGACUAUGGGACUAUCAGUGCGUACACCGUGGGUUCCUCUCUGGCGUAUUACUAUUACAUCUUCCCUCAGGCGGGUAUACCGGAAAUUGAGUUUGGAGUCCAGAAUGCGUCCCAAAAGAAAGGUCUGAACGCCGAUGAGGAGACUUGGACUUAUGCGUCGCUCUCCCUAGGAGCAUUUUUUGAUAGCCUCUACAUCCCAACCUCCUGCCUGGUUGCCAUCAUAUGCGUCAUCACCUGCUGUAACACCAGACAGCGCUGGCGGAAAUACCGCUACGCUGUUCGAACUUUCGUCUUCAUCCUCCCCUUCUUUAUCUCCUCAACCCCUAUAUUCUACCGUCUCCUGUGUCCCGCUCCUCACAUUGUCCCUUCUCCAUCAUCCACCUCCCCGUAUCUGCUCUCCACCAUGGCUGCCUUCUUCUACCGCCACUGCUUUUGGCUGGUGGUAUCUGCCAUCUUUAAUAUCAGUAAGAUCCCGGAACGGUUUUCUCCGGGACAUUUUGAUAUCUGGGGUCACAGCCAUCAAUGGUUCCAUUGCUGCACCUUCCUGUCUAUCCUGGAUGAGCUUCACAUGAUCAAGGUGGAGAUGCGGGCCCUGCUUCUCAACCCAGCCCUGGUACUGUCACCUAAAAUGUCACCCAGGCUGCCUGGACCAACGUUUUACUCCACUUAUGGAGUUAUGGUGCUUCUGCAGGGGUGUAUAGCGGGCAUCAUUGCAUGGUUUGGCUGGUGUGCCCAUCACAUAUACACACCAGAGCAAAAAAAGCUUAAAGGGCAUUAGAGCCACGGCUGGUCGGGUGUAAAGCUCUCCAUGAGGAUAUCCAUUUUGCUCUUUAAAAAAUGUUAUACUAACGUUGACCAUUUAGCACAUACAGAACAAACAUUUACCUCCUUUAGAGUUUUAACAGAAGAAAUGCUCAUUUGGCAUUGGUGAAAAUUUGUUUUCAGUGUGAAGAUGGUCAAAUUAUAUUUUUUGUAGGGUGACCGCUGUUCUGAAUGGCUAGCCUACUUUGCCACAGGGAAUGUAUAAUAUAUUUUAAUAAUUUUAUUUUGAGAGUUUUAAAAUAAUAGAUUAUUGAUAUUUUACCAACACUUUAUUAAUGCAUUAUUUAAUUCAUUACCUUGUGAAACCAUCUCUGUGUCUUUCUAUCUUUUCUCUCUAUCUCACUUUCUCUCUGAUUCACCCAGUCACGUUUCCUCCUCCUCCCUUUGUAAAAACCCUUUAAACAGGAUGUGCAGACAAACAGCAUGCAGACAAGCACAAACAGCUUCAACCAAAGUGUUUGAGGCUGAGGGAAAUGAGAGGGGUGUGGAUUCAUUCUGCCAUAACCCUUUGCAGCACUCUACAGCCCUUGUUUAUACGAACAUUACAUUUUCUCAAUAUACAAUAACUACUAGAACUUAUAGACCAUAAUUAUAAAAUGUGAGGUGACUGUAGAUGUCAGUGCUGUAUUUUAAUCUACUGUAACUAUGCAUGGCCUUUGAUUGUAUACGCUUCUCUAUAACGAUUGGAGGGGAGAACUGAAUGGAAAGAAAUGAAGCCAUAUUAUUGUUUUUUGAACACAUCAGCAAAUUUUCCUUUCAAGGCCAGAUGUGGAGGGAAGCAUUAUACUGUAUGUAGUCAUAGACUACGCAAAAUUGUGAGUGACAAAUGAAAAUCUUCUUAAGUAACUUAGUUAGGUUGUCUAAACACACUUCGUUUUAAAGAGCCAUGUGAUGUCACUGAGCUUUAUUGGUUGGUUGAAUUUUUAUUCAGCCAGUCAGAUGCUUUCAAAAAGUGGUGCUUUAUGAAAGUUUUAGUCCUUUAGUCCUUUCUUCAGGGUUUUUAGUUUUAAAGUAGGAAUGUGGUUUAACAAUAUUUGUGAAUAUCUGUCACAAUGUCUAGUGUUUGUUUCUGCUGCUGUGAACGACAAAAUGGAGUCAUUGAUGAAACAGAUGUUGUGGCUGUCAAAAAAAUGUCUUGUGUCUGUUCUCUGUUCUUUUGUCCAACAGGCCGAAUAGUUGCAAUAAGUGUGACGACAUAUUUAGACGAUAUCUUCAGUUUGUUUUAUGUAUUCCAUCAUAAACGGGGAAUAAUUCAUUAUUCAUUUCUAAUAUGUUUGAGUAGCCUCAUAGUUUUGACUUCCUAUUUGUAUCGAUGAGUUUCGGCAUAUGUUGCACAAGCGUAGUAUGAAAAUCUAGACUGAAUAUAUGAUUUGCACAUAACCUAAUCGGUGAUCUUGACAGGGACCUGGUGUAUAUGAAACCUUGUUUUAAAAUGUUCAGCAGCCUCGUAUAAACUAUUAAGUUUUAAGCUGUUUUGAAAAAGCAUUGCAAGACCAUCUGCCCCAACAUGCAGACUACAUUUCUUAGAAAGGGGCCGAGAAAUGUCAAUGCUGGGGGCAAUGUUUGUCCUUCGAUUGCUGUCCUUACACUUUAACCUCAAACAUGGAUUUUUAUUGAAGUUCAUAUGUAGAAGAGACUAGGACUGUGUCAAAUAUGUCUGCUCCUUUUAAAAUAGGAAUGUUUUAGAAGUAUAUGUUUGAUUCAGCCUUAAUAGAAAUUCUAGUUCUAGACUGGUUUAUCUAGAACAGUUUAGUUCUCAGGGGAGAAGACAGAUUCUGAAUGCACUGGAGACGAUGCUGUAUGCCGACUGCUGUAGUGUGAUACAUUUUUUCCUUAAGUAGAUGAUGCUAAUGUAUCUUACUUAUUAAGAUAUAGACUUAAAUAUAUAAAAUAGAGUAUAUGACCUCUAGAUUCUGUUUCAAACUGUAUAAAAAAUGACAAGAGAUCAAUAAAUUCAAAUGAUAAAUCA
Molecule: messenger RNA, 4330 nt
Organism: Triplophysa dalaica
Lineage: Eukaryota; Metazoa; Chordata; Actinopteri; Cypriniformes; Nemacheilidae
Gene: paqr9
Product: progestin and adipoQ receptor family member 9
Exons: 1
Coding region: 1190-2317 (375 amino acids)
Cellular component (GO): membrane
Molecular function (GO): signaling receptor activity
Source: RefSeq, a predicted model, not a curated record